This is a messenger RNA of Engraulis encrasicolus (European anchovy), 2143 nucleotides long. Its product is annotated as E3 ubiquitin/ISG15 ligase TRIM25-like. The transcript is spliced from 7 exons. The record is from RefSeq and is a predicted model, not a curated record. Lineage: Eukaryota; Metazoa; Chordata; Actinopteri; Clupeiformes; Engraulidae. Gene Ontology annotation, molecular function: zinc ion binding. Bases 105 to 1421 code for a protein of 438 amino acids.
CAGUCACACUUCACGGUGCCCGGUGCACGAACAAGGACUAUUAACAUACAAGUAUACCGUCUUCGCUUGGUAUCUGGCACAAGUGCAGCUGUCUGAGUUGUAAAAUGGCUGGUGUCUCAGAUGAGUUCAACUGUGCUAUUUGUCAGGACCUUUUGAAGGACCCAGUGACUCUGCAAUGUGGACACAAUUACUGUUUCAGUUGCAUUACGGAGUACUGGGAUAAAGAGGAGCAGAGCUGGGAUAAAGACGAGGAUAAAGGUGUUUACAGCUGCCCGCAGUGCAGACGGACCUUCACGCCCAGACCUGCGCUGUCUAGAAACACAAUGAUGGUUGACAUGCUAGACAAACUGAAGAAAGCCGAGCCCCAGCAGAUCGAUAAGGUAACGCCGGAUGUUGCUGGUGGACCCACUGCUGAUGUGAAAUGUGAUUUUUGCAAAGAGUACAAUGCUGUCAAGUCGUGCCUAUCAUGUACGCUGUCCUUUUGUGAAGAGCACAUCAAGCCUCACUACGAAGUGCCUCACCUAAGCAAGCACAAGCUGGUGAAUGCCACCUCACAGCUACAGGAGAAGAUCUGCUCUGAGCAUGGCAGGAUCAUUGAAGUGUUCUGUCGGACAGACCAAAAGCUCAUUUGUUUUCUCUGCUCCGUGAACGACCACAAGGGUCACGACACUGUCCCAGAUGUCGAAGAACGAACUGAAAAACAGAAAAGGUUGGAGGAGAUGACGAGGAAAAACAAGAAUCAGAUUCAGCAGAAAGAGAAGGAGCUGCGAGAUGUCCAGCAGUCCCUAAAACAUCUAAGGGCCUCUGCACAGCAGACCGUUGAGGAAGCUGAGAAGAUCUUUGCUGAGCUGAUCAGCUUCAUGGAGCAGAAACGCACCGAGGUGACAGAGUCCAUCAGAGUCCAGGAGAGGGCAGAGGUGAGUCAAGCCGAAGGACUCCUGGAGCAGCUGGGGAGGGAGAUAGCCAAACUGGAGGGAAGAGAUGUUGAAAUGGAGAAACUGCUACAGACUGAGGACCAUAUCGAUUUCCUCAAGAGUUUUGGUUCCUGCGGCCCUGCUCCUGUGUCGGAGAUAUCCAGCGUAACUUUCACUCCAAACGUAUUCUCGACUGACGUCAUGGCACCAGCUCUGAAGGAGCUCAGCAAGAUGUCCCUGCAGCUACAUUCAGAAGUCAAAGCUAAAGUCCCUAGCUCCCAGGCUGAUGACUGCUCUCUUCCCACUAUAAUGAAAGCGAUCAGGACUGGAGACAGAGUCAGGUUAAAGUCCUCUGCUGGUCUGACAGUGCGAUUGGAGAUGGUGGGCGUUACUCACGGGACUGUAGGUGAGGUACUAGACUGGAGCCUACCUGUACCAGACCUUGUUGUUCAGUAUCCUGAGGUGACUGUGGAGGCACACAGCUCGGACUAUGAACUGGUCCCAUGACGCACCACAUGCUACAGGACCUACUGUAUACCGCUCAUAUAGAGUGCGUUUUAAUAUGCGACCUUGCCUCCUCCACUUGCUUCUCGUCAUGAUGACAUCACUGACAACAGCAUUAUAUUUCAAUAUCUUGCAAAAAAUCAAUUGUAGAGUCUUUUUAUCAUUUGCAAUUGGGAUGGUGAAUGAAAAACAGUCCCUCAAAAGUUGUUGUGGCUAGGCUGACAGCUGGGAAACUUUAUCGUUUUCUCCACGGAGGAGGGGCCAGGAGGCGGGACGAGGAGACAAGCGCAAGUGGAGGAGGCAAGGUCGCAUAUUAAAACGCACUCUUAGACGGGCCCAGAGGAGAUUUGAACACGUACCAGGACCAGUACCAGAACAAUAAUACCACAACUGACUUUAAAGGUGCACUGUGUCGUGUAUUUUUAGUAGUUUAUUUCCAGAAUUUAUGCUGCCCAUUCACGAACAUUACCCUUUUCAUGAAUACUUACCACCACCAUCAAAUUCCAAGUAUUCAUUAUGACUGAGAAAUGUGCUUUUCAUGCAUGAAAAUAGCCUAGAGAUCUUCUCCAUUGUCCGCCAUUUUCAAUUUCCAGAAAUAUACAUUUUUAGCUGGAAAACUUACGGUGCUUUGGUCAAUAUUAGUUCAUUAUUUAGUAAAUAUUCAUGAAAAUUGAUGAUCAAAUUUGGCAGUAGACAGCACAGUUUCGAUGAGCAGCAUAGUUACA